Molecule: messenger RNA, 777 nt
Organism: Paramecium primaurelia
Lineage: Eukaryota; Ciliophora; Oligohymenophorea; Peniculida; Parameciidae
Source: the annotation of a GenBank genome assembly
AUGAAUUAAGAAUUUGAUUCAGAAGAAUCUAUCAACUCAGAUGAAGCCAUCAAAGCUAUCGAAUUUAAGUAUUUGACUCCAAAUUUUCAUCAUGAAUUAGAUGAUAAAGGUACUUCAGUAAACAAGAGAAUGAAUGGCAUUAAUACUAUGAUGUGCAAAUUUAAAGAUGUGCUAGGAUGUAAGGAUGAUAUUUGUAUCUAAUCAAAUGGUUUUAAGUCCACAAAUUAAGUAUCAACUUAAAACAUGCAAACUCAAAGUGGAUAAAAAAUAAACUAAUCCUUAGAUAUAAUCUAAUAAACUUAAAUUCAUUUAGCCAACUCUAGAAGAAGACACAACUCUCGUAAUUCUAUAGAUAAACAACCUAAAAAUAGAUAACAAUAAAAUUCAUAAGCACUUUAAACAAAUUUAAUAUCUAAUCGUAAACCAAAGAGAUAAAUUUAUGUAACAUAAAUUGUUAAUGAUCACAAUGAUUUAAAUAGCUUUCCAUUUCCACAUCCAUAAAGAAUAUCAAGAAUGCUUGCUAAUAAUGAUUGUUUACAUUCUUAAAAAGGUAGUUCUGCCUCAACUCAAAAAGGCAUUUUGAAAUCAAGUUCUUUUGAAGUUAUUAAAAUAGGAAGUAGAUAAAGUAUGUAAAGUCUCAAUAGUCCAAUGAUGAGACCAUCUAGUAAACGAGUCUCAUUUGAAUUUAAUAGUGAAUAAAUGCGUAAACUUAGAAAUCAUAAUACAAGUAUAGAUCCAAAAAAGUAUUAAAGAUUAAAGACUAAAUUUUAGAAAUGA